AUGUCUCUGCUGUGCGUCGGAGUCAAAAAAGCCAAGUUUGAUGGUGCCCAAGAGAAGUUCAACACCUACGUGACCCUGAAGGUGCAGAACGUGAAGAGCACUACCAUCGCUGUGAGAGGCAGCCAGCCCAGCUGGGAGCAGGACUUCAUGUUCGAGAUCAACCGCCUGGACCUGGGCCUGACGGUGGAGGUGUGGAACAAGGGUCUCAUCUGGGACACGAUGGUGGGCACCGUGUGGAUCCCGCUGCGGACCAUCCGUCAGUCCAAUGAGGAGGGCCCGGGAGAGUGGCUGACACUGGACUCUCAGGCCAUCAUGGCGGACAGCGAGAUUUGUGGGACCAAGGAUCCCACUUUCCACCGCAUCCUUCUGGACGCACAUUUUGAGCUGCCCUUGGACAUCCCUGAGGAGGAGGCUCGGUACUGGGCCAAGAAGCUGGAGCAGCUGAAUGCCAUGCGUGACCAGGACGAGUACUCCUUCCAGGACCAGCCGGACAAGCCGUUGCCUGUGCCCAGCAGCCAGUGUUGUAACUGGAAUUACUUCGGCUGGGGGGAACAGAACGACGACCCCGACAGUGCCGUGGAUGACCGGGACAGUGACUAUCGGAGUGAGACUAGCAACAGCAUCCCGCCGCCCUACUACACGACAUCGCAGCCCAACGCGUCUGUGCACCAGUACUCCGUGCGGCCACCUCCCCUGGGGUCCCGGGAGUCCUACAGCGACUCCAUGCAUAGUUAUGAGGAGUUCUCAGAGCCGCGGGCACUCAGCCCCACAGGCAGCAGCCGCUACGCAUCCUCCGGGGAGCUGAGCCAGGGCAGUUCACAGCUGAGUGAGGACUUUGACCCCGACGAACGCAGCCUGCAGGGCUCAGAGCUGGAUGAUGAAAGGGACCGCGACUCCUACCAUUCCUGCCACAGCUCUGUGAGCUACCACAAGGACUCACCCCACUGGGACCAGGAGGAGGAGGAUUUGGAAGAUGAGGAUCUGGAGGAGGAGGAGGAGGAGGAGGAGGAGGAGGAGGAGGAGGAGCAGGAGGAGUUGGAAGAGUUGGAGGAGGAGGAGUUGGAGGAGGAGGAGGAGGUGCCCGAUGACCUGGCUAGCUAUGCCCAGCAGGAGGACACCAGUGUGGCUGAACCCAAAGAGUUCAAGCGCAUCAGCUUCCCACCAGCUGCACCUCAGAAGGAUGACAAGGUCCCAGCUGUGCCCACAGAAGCCCCUGACGUGGCCAAGGGCAUCCCCAAGCCUGCCACGCCUGAAGAGAGGGCGGCAGCAGAGCAUGCACAGGAAGCCGAGCCCCCCAAGGCUGAAGAGAGUUUCAGGUCUCGAGAGGAUGAGGAGGGCCAGGAAGGGCAGGAUGCCAUGUCCAGGGCCAAAUCUAACUGGCUGCGAGCUUUCAACAAGGUGCGGAUGCAGCUGCAGGAGGCCCGAGGAGAAGGAGAGAUGUCCAAGUCUCUAUGGUUCAAAGGCGGCCCAGGUGGCGGCCUCAUCAUCAUUGACAGUAUGCCAGACAUCCGGAAGCGGAAGCCCAUUCCCCUCGUGAGCGACCUGGCUAUGUCGCUGGUGCAGUCGCGGAAGGCGGGCAUCACCUCGGCCUUGGCCUCCAGCACGUUGAACAAUGAGGAGCUGAAAAACCAUGUUUACAAGAAGACCCUGCAAGCCUUAAUCUACCCCAUCUCCUGCACCACGCCGCACAACUUCGAGGUGUGGACGGCCACCACGCCCACCUACUGCUACGAGUGCGAGGGGCUGCUGUGGGGCAUCGCGCGGCAGGGCAUGCGCUGCACCGAGUGUGGCGUUAAGUGCCACGAGAAGUGCCAGGACCUGCUCAACGCGGACUGCCUGCAGCGGGCGGCGGAGAAGAGUUCCAAGCAUGGCGCCGAAGAUCGCACGCAGAACAUCAUCAUGGUGCUGAAGGACCGCAUGAAGAUCCGCGAGCGCAACAAGCCCGAGAUCUUCGAGCUGAUCCAGGAGAUCUUCGCCGUCACCAAGAGCGCCCACACACAGCAGAUGAAGGCUGUCAAGCAAAGCGUGCUGGACGGCACGUCCAAAUGGUCCGCCAAAAUCAGCAUCACGGUGGUCUGUGCCCAGGGCUUGCAGGCCAAGGACAAGACGGGAUCCAGUGAUCCAUACGUCACCGUCCAGGUUGGGAAGACCAAGAAAAGGACAAAGACUAUCUAUGGGAACCUGAACCCGGUGUGGGAAGAGAACUUCCACUUUGAGUGUCACAACUCCUCCGACCGGAUCAAAGUGCGCGUCUGGGACGAAGAUGACGACAUCAAAUCUCGCGUGAAACAGAGGUUUAAGAGGGAGUCUGACGACUUCCUGGGGCAGACCAUCAUCGAGGUGCGGACGCUCAGCGGCGAGAUGGAUGUGUGGUACAAUCUGGACAAGAGGACAGACAAGUCCGCUGUGUCGGGGGCCAUUCGGCUUCACAUCAGUGUGGAGAUCAAAGGCGAGGAGAAGGUGGCACCGUACCAUGUCCAGUACACCUGUCUGCAUGAGAACCUGUUCCACUUCGUGACGGACGUGCAGAACAACGGUGUGGUGAAGAUCCCUGAUGCCAAAGGCGAUGACGCCUGGAAGGUUUACUAUGAUGAAACAGCCCAGGAGAUCGUGGAUGAGUUUGCCAUGCGCUAUGGCGUGGAGUCCAUCUACCAAGCCAUGACCCACUUUGCCUGCCUCUCCUCCAAGUACAUGUGCCCUGGGGUCCCUGCUGUCAUGAGCACCCUGCUGGCCAACAUCAACGCCUACUACGCCCACACCACCGCCUCCACCAACGUGUCUGCCUCUGACCGCUUCGCCGCCUCCAACUUCGGGAAAGAGCGCUUUGUGAAACUUCUGGACCAGCUACACAACUCCCUGAGGAUCGACCUGUCCAUGUACCGGAACAACUUCCCGGCCAGCAGCCCGGAGCGUCUGCAGGACCUCAAGUCCACGGUGGACCUCCUCACCAGCAUCACCUUCUUCCGAAUGAAGGUUCAGGAGCUGCAGAGCCCGCCACGCGCAAGCCAGGUGGUGAAGGACUGUGUGAAGGCCUGCCUCAACUCCACCUACGAGUACAUCUUCAAUAACUGCCAUGAACUCUAUGGCCGCGAGUACCAGACGGACCCGGCCAAGAAGGGGGAGGUCCCCCCUGAGGAGCAGGGCCCCAGCAUCAAGAACCUGGACUUCUGGUCCAAGCUGAUCACACUCAUUGUGUCCAUCAUCGAGGAGGAUAAGAAUUCCUACACGCCGUGCCUGAACCAGUUUCCCCAGGAGCUUAAUGUGGGAAAGAUCAGUGCUGAGGUGAUGUGGAGCCUGUUUGCUCAAGACAUGAAGUACGCCAUGGAGGAGCAUGACAAACACCGGCUGUGCAAGAGCGCCGACUACAUGAACCUGCACUUCAAGGUCAAGUGGCUGUACAACGAGUACGUGGCCGAGCUACCUGCCUUCAAGGACCGGGUGCCCGAGUACCCCGCGUGGUUCGAACCUUUCGUCAUCCAGUGGUUGGAUGAGAAUGAAGAGGUGUCCCGGGAUUUCCUGCAUGGCGCACUGGAGCGCGACAAGAAGGAUGGGUUCCAGCAGACAUCAGAGCACGCCCUGUUCUCCUGCUCUGUGGUGGACGUCUUCUCCCAGCUCAAUCAGAGCUUCGAGAUCAUCAAAAAGCUAGAGUGUCCCGACCCGCAGAUCGUGGGCCACUACAUGCGGCGCUUCGCCAAGACCAUCAGCAAUGUGCUUCUGCAGUACGCCGACAUCGUCUCCAAGGAUUUCGCCUCCUACUGCUCCAAGGAGAAAGAGAAAGUGCCCUGCAUCCUCAUGAACAACACCCAGCAGCUACGGGUGCAGCUGGAGAAGAUGUUCGAGGCGAUGGGUGGGAAGGAGCUGGACGCCGAGGCCAGUGGCACCCUGAAGGAGCUGCAGGUGAAACUCAACAAUGUCCUGGAUGAGCUCAGCCACGUGUUCGCCACCAGCUUCCAGCCGCACAUCGAGGAGUGUGUCAAACAGAUGGGCGACAUCCUGAGCCAGGUGAAGGGCACAGGCAACGUGCCUGCCAGCGCCUGCAGCAGCGUGGCCCAGGAUGCAGACAACGUGCUACAGCCCAUCAUGGACCUGCUGGACAGCAACCUCACGCUGUUUGCCAAAAUCUGUGAGAAGACGGUUCUGAAGCGUGUGCUGAAGGAGCUGUGGAAGCUCGUGAUGAACACCAUGGAGAAGACCAUCGUCCUGCCGCCGCUCACAGACCAGACGAUGAUUGGCACCCUCUUGAGAAAACAUGGCAAGGGCCUAGAAAAGGGCAGGGUGAAACUGCCAAGCCACUCAGACGGAACACAGAUGAUCUUCAAUGCCGCCAAGGAGCUGGGUCAGCUGUCCAAACUCAAGGAUCACAUGGUACGUGAAGAAGCCAAGAGUCUCACCCCGAAGCAGUGCGCGGUGGUGGAACUGGCCCUGGACACCAUCAAGCAAUACUUCCACGCGGGGGGCGUGGGCCUCAAGAAGACCUUCCUGGAGAAGAGUCCGGACCUCCAGUCCCUGCGCUACGCCUUGUCGCUCUACACGCAGGCCACCGACCUGCUCAUCAAAACCUUCGUGCAGACGCAGUCCUCGCAGGGCUCGGGUGUGGAAGACCCUGUAGGUGAAGUGUCCGUCCACGUGGAGCUGUUCACGCACCCGGGAACUGGGGAACAGAAAGUCACAGUGAAGGUGGUGGCUGCCAACGACCUCAAGUGGCAGACUUCUGGCAUCUUCCGUCCCUUCAUCGAGGUCAACAUUGUUGGACCUCAGCUCAGCGACAAGAAGCGCAAGUUCGCCACCAAAUCCAAAAACAACAGCUGGGCACCCAAGUACAACGAGAGCUUCCAGUUCUCCCUGAGCGCGGACGCGGGCCCCGAGUGCUACGAGCUGCAGGUGUGCGUGAAGGACUACUGCUUCGCGCGCGAGGACCGGACGGUGGGGCUGGCGGUGCUGCAGCUGCGGGAGCUGGCCCAGCGCGGGAGCGCCGCGUGCUGGCUGCCGCUCGGCCGCCGCAUCCACAUGGACGACACGGGGCUCACGGUGCUGCGCAUCCUGUCGCAGCGCAGCAACGACGAGGUGGCCAAGGAGUUCGUUAAGCUCAAAUCGGACACGCGCUCGGCCGAGGAGGGCGGGGCCGCGCCUGCGCCCUAGCGCGAGUUAGGGUGGGGCGGGGCCUGGGAACGGACACGGCCCCGCCCCGUAGGCCCCGCCCUCUCCAGAGGCCACGCCCCUCCACCUCAGUGGCCUUGGCUGGGGAGGCCCUGCCCCCUGCCCCUGGAAAAGCCAUAGAGGGUCCGGUGCCCAGGGCAUGGGCUGGCAGGGCUGCCUGGGAGGCCGGGACGCAGCCUCCGGUGUCUGUGCAAAAAAGUGCGGAUGGGCUCUCAAAAGCACACGCGCCCUCCCUUGGGCGGGCGCACACCCGGGGCUGAGGGCGCCCCUCCACGCGGACCCGCCCUCAGCGCAGCGCACCCACUGGCAGCUGGAGACCCCUGCUCGUGCCACGCACGGUGGGCUGAGCGCCGACGGAUGGCCCGGCCCCCAUCGCUGCUAAAUACCCUUCUCCCCAAUUCUUCCCCGAGGGCCCCCGGGCCAGGGUCCCCGUUGAACCCUCAGGCUGCCAAACAAGAUCCCUGUCCUUCCUCCGGGGACUUCAGUCCGAACCCGCCUAGAGCCUAGAGUCCCGUCGAGAUGAGGGGUUCGGGAUUUCCCUGGAGCCAGGUGCCCCCACCCCUUGUCCGUUCUCCAAAUCCAAGCAGGAAAGAACAGAAAGAGACCAGAGACUAGGAGGCUGGGAGGGAGAAUAUGAACGUGCAUUUUGAGUGUCCUGUGCUUGGGCAGAUGGACGACCCUUUUCUGAUUGGCACGAUCGGUGACUGGGCAUUCAGAACCAAAGGGUGGGAUGCGGGCUCCAUCCAGGGACAGGGGAGCUCAGACUGCAUGCUGUAGUAUGUUGUCGGGGGACUGGCAGUCCGGAUGGUACUGGAGCUGGGGAGGAGUGACUCACACUUUAGGACGUCAGACGUGGCUAAAGGGGAGGGUUCUGGCCAGAGAUCAGCCACAGAAAGUUUCUAAAUUGCUGGCAAGAAUGUGAAGUGGGGGUUUGUGUGACUGAAGGGCAAAUCAAUCUCUCUCUCUCUCUCUCUCUCUCUCUCUCUC
Molecule: messenger RNA, 6144 nt
Organism: Peromyscus eremicus (cactus mouse)
Lineage: Eukaryota; Metazoa; Chordata; Mammalia; Rodentia; Cricetidae
Gene: Unc13a
Product: unc-13 homolog A
Exons: 44
Coding region: 1-5139 (1712 amino acids)
Biological process (GO): synaptic vesicle priming; neuromuscular junction development; synaptic vesicle maturation
Cellular component (GO): synaptic vesicle membrane; presynaptic membrane; plasma membrane
Molecular function (GO): calcium ion binding; diacylglycerol binding; calmodulin binding
Source: RefSeq, a predicted model, not a curated record